Messenger RNA from Bipolaris maydis ATCC 48331, 1875 nucleotides. RefSeq names its product fungal trichothecene efflux pump-domain-containing protein. Gene Ontology annotation, molecular function: transmembrane transporter activity. Gene Ontology annotation, biological process: transmembrane transport. Gene Ontology annotation, cellular component: plasma membrane. The record is from RefSeq and is a predicted model, not a curated record. Lineage: Eukaryota; Fungi; Ascomycota; Dothideomycetes; Pleosporales; Pleosporaceae.
AUGGCGGCGGAUACUAGCAGCUCCGAUGGCUCGGAGCACCUUUCUACAUCGAAGCCCACAGCCGUGGAAGUUGAACAAGUAAAAAUCGACGAGCGAGUGCCUGACCAUGCCAAUGAUUACGAGAAAAAUGGUUCGAGGACAUACAGCGAUGUUGAAGAUCAUGACAUUGAGCCCCCAAUGACAUUUAGCCGCAUCAUGAGUUUGAUUGCCAUGGCCUUUUUGUGGACUGGUAGUCAGAUCCCUGUCUACUUGUUCGGUGGUGUUCCUCCAUACAUCUAUGGCGACAUCGGCGGCACUGAUAGAUGGAUCUGGUUCAUCCUUGCAAACCUUCUUUCGUUAGCCGCAGUGUGCCCUUUCGUUGGAUCCAUCUCUGAUAUUGUCGGCCGUCGCUGGGUUGCGAUGAUCGGAGCGACGUUCCUCAUCAUCGGCAUGAUUGUUUGCUCUACUGCUCACGACAUGAACAUCUUCAUUUGUGGUAUGGUCUUUGCAGGAAUAGGGGCCGGCAUCAACGAAUUGACGGCUUUGGCUGUGACAUCUGAGCUGGCUCCUACCGCGCAACGCGGUAAAUACGUUGCAGUCCUCGUUUUUACUAUCAUUCCAUUUUGUCCAUCUGUACUAUGGGCGCAGCUUAUUGCCUCUCAUUCGACCUGGCGUUGGAUUGGACUUUGGAUUGGACUCUGGGCUUUCAUUGGCCUCGCCUUAGUCGCAUUCUUCUACCAUCCACCACCACGUGCUAACAGCCAAGGCAUGAGCCGCAAGCAGAUUCUCGCUGAGAUCGACUAUGUCGGUGGUUUCCUUUCCGUCGCUGGAAUGAUCCUAUUCAUGAUGGGUAUGCAAUGGGGAGGCUACCAGUACCCAUGGCACAGUGCUCAUGUUCUUGUGCCCUUAAUCCUCGGCGCCGUGCUUAUCAUCGCUUUUGUCGUUUGGCAAGGAUAUGCAACCCAUCCUAUGUUUCCUAAAAGACUGCGACAGGAACCACGAAUCUUGGGCCUUACCCUUGUCAUCACCUUCAUCUCCGGAGCCAAUUUCUUUUCCAUACUUAUGUUCUGGCCCACACAGGCAUUCAAUGUAUAUGGCCAUGACCCAAUUGGCGUCGGUAUUCGCGGUCUUCCAGUCGGCUUCUCUAUCCUUGCUGGGGCCUGCAUUGUGCUAUGGCUGCUGUCUCUGCUUCGAGGCCAUAAUAAGGAACUUCUUAUCGUCUCUUCUAUACUCAUGACUGCCGGUUGUGGUGCUCUUGCCAUUGGCCGAGUAGAUAACCUGCAUCAGCUUUGGGGCAUUUUAGUUCUGGCAGGUCUUGGAAUUGGAGGUAUUGUGGUUCCAGCAUCUAUCAUAUCGACUAUUAUCUGCCCCGACGAUCUUAUCGCUACGGUCGCCGCCCUUACCCUCGCUAUUCGUGUUCUUGGCGGGUCAAUCGGUUAUUGCGUCUACUAUAAUGUAUUUAUUUCCAAGUUUGUACCAGCGGCCACACACUACAUUGGUGGCGUCAUGGUCACAAAACUCAACAUUACUUCUUCCUCCGUUAUUGGCGAAGCGAUUGGAAUUACUGGUAGCUCGCUUCUUCCACUGCUCGAGGAACUUCCGGGAAUUAAGGGUGUACCUGGUGCAUACGAACUAGUGGUGUACGCCGGCCAACUUGCGUAUGCAGAGGCAUACAAGUAUGUGUACUAUGUUAGCAUUGCCUUUGGCUGUGUGAGCAUCAUUUCAGCCUGCUUCCUAGGUGACAUCUCCAAGUACAUGGACGAUCAUAUGUGGACCUUUGUCGAUAAGAAUGUCUCGGAACAGAUACCGAUGGCAAGCGAAGGCGAGAAGUUCUAUUGUGGCAAUGCACCGGAGAUGGAGGCGUUUGGUGGGGAGUUAGGAAUGCUCACAAAAUGA